AUGCGAUUGACGGCCCGUCUUCUGCAGCAGCAGCAGAAAUGCCGCAUUACGCUGUUUACGCGGCCCAAUUGCGGCCUCUGUACGCGCGCCAAGUCAGCUCUCUCCCACGUCUGGGACGCUCGGCCGUUUGACUACCGCGAAGUCGACGUCAUCGACCCCGUCCAUAAAGGCUGGCGGGAUCUCUACGACUUGGAUGUACCCGUGAUCCAUGUCAGCAAGAUUACGGCGGCCGAGGAAGACCCCAAGCUGGCGUCGCGCGCCGUCAAACUCAUGCACCGCUUCGAUCCCGACGACGUGAAAGCCAAAAUGGAUCUUGUGGAGAAGAACGACGCCUAG
Molecule: messenger RNA, 336 nt
Organism: Sporothrix brasiliensis 5110
Lineage: Eukaryota; Fungi; Ascomycota; Sordariomycetes; Ophiostomatales; Ophiostomataceae
Product: glutaredoxin domain protein
Exons: 2
Coding region: 1-336 (111 amino acids)
Source: RefSeq, a predicted model, not a curated record